Molecule: messenger RNA, 2028 nt
Organism: Corylus avellana
Lineage: Eukaryota; Viridiplantae; Streptophyta; Magnoliopsida; Fagales; Betulaceae
Product: Galactose oxidase/kelch repeat superfamily protein
Cellular component (GO): nucleus
Molecular function (GO): protein binding
Source: RefSeq, a predicted model, not a curated record
UCUCUCACUCUCACACACACAGCGAAUAUAACCAGAACCGAGAGAGAGAGAGAGAGAGGGAGAAUCUGAGCGAGGGUGAGAGCAAUUGGGGUUGUGAUUUGGAGAGUGGAGGAGCAAGAGGAAGGAGAAGAAGUAACAUUUUCUUAUCCAAUUCAAGGCGUUCUUUUGGGUGGUCGGAUUUGAAAUUUCCGACAACAUGUUGGAGGGUCCGUCCUAUCUUGUGUCGAGGGACUUGCCGAGCUCAUGUGAGCAAGAGAGCAAGUGGAUUUAUAAUACUUUCCGUGUGAUUGAGCUGUCAAACAGCAAUUGCCGAUUGGAAGAUGGAGAAGAAAUUUCAUUGAAGAAGUCAUGCAACGUGCUCUCAAACAGCAACUGCCAAUUGGGAGAUGGAGAAGAACUUCCACCGAAAACUUCAUGCAACACUCUCUCAAACAGCAAGCGCCGGUUGGAAGAUGGAGAAGAAAUUCCUCUGAAAAAGUCAUGCAACCUAUCAGAUACUCAUGAGGUAGAGGGACCAGUUACGGGUUUCCCUGAUAUUUUCCUUGUCCCAGCUGAUCAACCAGAUGACCAGCAGCUCACAGGGCAUCAGUCAGACUCAGGUUCACUUAUUCACCAACUGGGUAGGGACAUCUCAAUUAACUGUCUAAUGCGCUGCUCUAGGUCUGAUUAUGGCUCAAUCGCUUCACUGAAUCAAAGCUUUCGGUCUCUGAUUCGGAGUGGAGAGUUGUAUAGGCUCAGACAGCAAAUGGGUAUCAUUGAGCAUUGGGUUUACUUCUCUUGCAGCCUCCUUGAAUGGGAGGCAUUUGAUCCAAGUCACCGCCGUUGGAUGCAUUUGCCUAGAAUGCCUUCAAAUGAAUGCUUCAUGUGGUCGGACAAGGAGUCGUUGGCUGUUGGAACCGAACUUCUUGUUUUUGGGAAGGAAAUAACUUCCCACGUUAUUUAUAGAUAUAGCAUUUUGACAAACACGUGGUCAUCUGGCAUGAGGAUGAAUACGUCCAGGUGCUUGUUUGGUUCUGCCAGCCUUGGGGAAAUCGCAAUUCUAGCUGGCGGUUGUGACCCACGUGGCAAUAUCUUGGACUCGGCUGAGCUUUAUAAUUCAGAAACAGGGACUUGGGUGACCCUUCCAAACAUGAACAAAGCGAGAAAAAUGUGCUCUGGGGUAUUUAUGGAUGGGAAAUUUUAUGUUAUUGGUGGGAUUGGAGUUGGCAACUCAAAAUCGCUUACAUGUGGUGAGGUGUAUGAUCUGAAAAAGAAGAAAUGGAAUGUGAUACCUGACAUGUUCCUUAUACGAAAUGGAGAGGCUGGGGUGAAUGAGGCACCUGCUGCAGCUGAGGCACCUCCUCUAGUCGCUGUUGUAAAUAAUGUGCUGUAUGCAGCAGAUUAUGCACAAAAGGAGGUGAGGAGAUAUGACAAAGAGAGGAACUUAUGGGUCACAGUUGGGAGAUUGCCUGAGCAGGCAGUCUCAAUGAAUGGUUGGGGAUUAGCAUUUAGGGCUUGUGGACAACGGUUAAUUGUUAUUGGUGGACCUAGGGCUUUAGGUGAAGGGAUGAUUGAGCUUAAUUCUUGGGUCCCUAAUGAAGGCCCACCACAAUGGGACCUGCUAGCCACAAAGCAAUGCGGCAGUUUUGUGUAUAAUUGUGCUGUGAUGGGAUGCUGAGUUGUCCGGUGUAGGCGAUACGGCUAUGAUGUGUGGAGUCCUUUCUGGAUAGAAUUUACAGUUGAGAUGGGAUUCUGGCUCGUGGGUAAUCUCUGCCCUCCUUUUUUGAGGAAAUUUCCCGUUUAAAUUUAGAGUUAUAGAUACUUCCUUAGAAGGAGGUCUAGAGCUUUAUUUUCCUUUUCCUUUUCUUUUUCUUUUCCAUUUUAUAAUUGCUUCUCUACCUUCCCUUUCUUUUUUAGUUACCAUGAGAGCUUUUCAAAGGUUGGCAUUAUGUAGAACAGGCACAGGUGAAUAAUCUGAAGUCCUGGUACAUGUUUUAGGUUGUGAACUAUUUGCAUAAGUUUUAUUGAAGCAUUUGCAGAAUUGUAUAA